This is a messenger RNA of Myotis davidii, 1571 nucleotides long. It is a transcript of the gene BSND, whose product is annotated as barttin CLCNK type accessory beta subunit. Gene Ontology annotation, biological process: chloride transport. The record is from RefSeq and is a predicted model, not a curated record. NCBI's taxonomy places the organism in Eukaryota, Metazoa, Chordata, Mammalia, Chiroptera, Vespertilionidae. Gene Ontology annotation, molecular function: chloride channel regulator activity. Gene Ontology annotation, cellular component: basolateral plasma membrane. The transcript has 4 exons. The coding region runs from base 266 to 1243 and encodes 325 amino acids.
CACACUCCUGCUGGGCCCAGAGGGAAGGUGAAGGAGUGAAGGUGGUGGUGGUGCCGGGCCCAUUGAAGCGUAGCUGUCGCCUGGAGAACUGUGGCCCAGGAGCUGCGGCGGCACCUGAGGGACCUGCCCCCUCUGCAGCCCUCAGUCCGGGUUUGCAGUGAUCCCGGAGCCUCAUCGCUCUGGGUGUGAGGAGCGUGGGUGUCCACGCAGGAUUGCGGGCACCCCUCGGCGGGCAGCGAACAGACCGCGGCCUGGCAGGGCGGCCAUGGCAGACGAGAAGACCUUCCGCAUCGGCUUCAUUGUGCUGGGCCUCUUCCUGCUGGCCCUGGGCACGUUCCUCAUGAGCCACGACCGGCCCCAGGUCUACGGCACCUUCUACGCCAUGGGCAGCGUCAUGGUGAUCGGGGGCGUCAUCUGGAGCAUGUGCCAGUGCUACCCCAAGAUCGCCUUUGUCCCUGCUGACUCUGAAUUCCAAGGCGUCCUGUCCCCAAAGCCGCUGGGCUUGCUGGAGAACGGACUCACUGCCGAGAUGAAGAGCCCCCAGCCCCCCUACGUCAGGCUGUGGGAGGAAGCUGCCUAUGACCAGAGCCUGCCUGACUUCAGCCACUUCCGGAUGAAGGUCCUGGGCUACAGCGAGGAUCCCCGCCCCCUGCUGGCCCCUGAGCUGGGGCGGCAGCAGCUGGAAGCUGGUGACAGAGGGGAAGGUGGCCCUCGCGAUGCUCAGGCCUGGAUGCAGGCUGCUGUGGUCGUCCACAGGGGCUCGGAUGAGGACGAGGGAGAAAGAAACCCAGCUCAGAGCAGUCCCCGUGCCCCAGUCUCUCCCCAGGGUCCUGCACCUUUGGCUUCCUUCCAAGAUGAAAUGGAUGUGGGCUCCAGUGAGGGCAGCAGCCCCAACCCGUCUCCGCUUGAUGGGGAGGAGCCUGGCCCCCCUCCAGGGGAGCCCUGGGCCUGCAGGUGCCAGCUGGACCGCUUCCAUGACUUCGCUCUGAUAGAUGCCCCCGCGUCGGAGGACACACCUCCAGCGGGACAGUGGCGGGACGCAGCCCUCCCCAGCUACUGGCAGCGGUCCCCGAGGACGAAGGAGGAGGACGAGGCUUCCGACUCAGGUGCAGAGGAGCCAGAGCAGGAGGAGGAGGACUUGUACUAUGGGCUGCCAGACAGCCCUGGGGACCCCCUCCCGGACAAGGAACUGGGCUUUGAGCCCGAUGCCCAGGGCUUAGAUGGAACUGCCCCUGGGUGCUAGCCUGGCACAGCACUAGCCCUGUGUGACUUCACAGGGCCUCAAUUCCCCUCUCUGCAAAAGGGGGUUGCCUGGAGGUUCAGAUGAGACGGUGGGUCCUGCAGCACCUAGAGGACCGUAAAGGACGCAGGAAGGGGCGAUGGUUUUCGAUGGAUCCUGGCCACUCCGUUGUUACUUUGGGGGGUUAGGGCUUUGAAGGUGAAUGUGAUUCACUUAGACGAUCGGCAGCAGCUGGGGCCUCGGAGUCUUCUCUGCCUCCCCCCAGAGCUGCCUCUGACCAGGUGCCCCCUUGGGGCUACGCUGGCUCUCCGAUCCCCCGUGAAGGCCUCUC